AUUUUUUCAAAACCUCCUGGGGCCUCUUUCUGGCUGAUCCGGAACUAGAUCAGAUCGUAACCCUCAACGGAAGCGCCAAAACCCUCCAAAAAUCCAAACACAGACUACCCUUUUCUAUAUACCUCAGUGCGUCCACCUUUGAAAAUUCGGUACAAACAACAAAACAGCAACUGCAGACAAAUAUACUGAGAUCAAGUGCACAUAUUUGCGUAUUUGUUUGUAUGUUUGAAGUAGGAGGCUUUGGCACUGGAGGGGAGGCGAUUCGAGAUGGAGCUACAGAACACUGUGAAAGAAGCCCUAAAUGCACUAUACCAUCACCCUGAUGACUCCGUUCGGAUGCAAGCCGAUCGAUGGCUUCAAGACUUUCAACGCACCAUCGACGCAUGGCAGGUGGCUGAUAAUCUGCUUCAUGAUGCUUCUAGUAAUCAAGAGACCUUAAUUUUCUGUUCACAAACUCUCAGAAGCAAGGUUCAACGGGAUUUUGAAGAACUGCCAUCUGAAGCUUUUCGUCCACUUCGUGAUUCUUUAAAUACAUUGUUAAAAACAUUUCAUAAAGGUCCUCCAAAAGUUAGAACUCAGAUCAGCCUUGCUGUAGCUGCAUUGGCUGUUCACGUUUCUGUUGAAGAUUGGGGAGAUGGUGGCAUAAUAAAUUGGCUGAGAAAUGGGAUGAAUUCUCACCCUGAGUUUAUACCAAGUUUUCUUGAGCUUGUCAAAGUAUUGCCCGAGGAAGUAUUCAACUACAAGAUAGCUGCUCGUCCUGAUAGACGUCGCCAGUUUGAAAAGGAACUUGCAUCUGCAAUAGAUACGGCCCUGUCUAUCUUGUCUGCAUGCUUGAAUAUCAGUGAACUCAAAGAGCAGGUUUUUAAUUUCUCUACAGGUCCUUGAGGCAUUUGCCUCUUGGCUGCGUCUAAGACAUAGAAUUCCUGCAGCUACUCUGGCUUCACACCCUUUAGUUCUUGCGGCUCUCACAAGCUUGCAUUCGGAUAUGCUGUCAGAGGCAUCUGUAAAUGUGGUUUCUGAAUUAAUACACUAUACAUCUGCAAGAAAUUUAGACGGAGGUUCCCCUCAGAUGCCUUUGAUUCAAGUGAUUGUUCCUCAAGUUAUGAGUCUGAAACCUCAGCUGAGAGAUUCUUCGAAGGAUGAGGAGGAUAUAAAAGCCAUUGCUCGUUUAUUUGCUGAUAUGGGAGAUGCAUAUGUUGAAUUAAUUGCAACAGGUUCUGAUGAAUCAAUGCUUAUAGUGCAUGCAUUACUUGAAGUUGCUUCACAUCCAGAGUUCGAUAUUGCUUCAAUGACAUUCAAUUUUUGGCAUAAUCUUCAAAUGGUAUUGAUUGAAAGGGAUUCCUAUCAAGAGCUCGGUAGUGAGGCAGCAAUAGAGGCUGAGAGAAACCGCAGGUUGCAGGUCUUUCAUCCAUCAUAUGAGUCACUUGUUUCAUUGGUCACCUUCCGCGUUCAAUAUCCUCAAGAUUAUUCAGAUCUUUCAAAGGAGGACCAAAACGAUUUCAAGCAGGCUAGAUAUGCUGUUGCAGAUGCAUUAAUUGAUGCAGCAUUGGUUCUGGGAGGGGAGGCUACACUAAAACUUCUUUAUAUGAAGCUGGUCGAGGCUGUAAGUUGCUGUGCGUCUGACUGGCGUCCAGCUGAGUCUGCAUUGUACUGCAUACGUGCAAUAUCGGAUUUUGUUUCCGUUGUUGAUUCUGAAGUCAUGCCUCAGGUCAUGUCGUUGAUGCCUAAGCUCCCUCACCAAUACCAACUUCUUCAGACUGUUUGCUUGACCAUCGGAGCUUAUUCAAAAUGGCUUGAUGCUGCUGCAAAGGGAUCCUCAUUCUUGCCCUCACUCUUAGAUAUCCUUGUGAGUGGCAUGAAUGUGUGUGAAGAUUCAGCAGCUGCUGCUGCUUUGGCAUUCAGAAAUUUAUGCAGUGACUGCAAGAAAGAACUUCAUCGAUACAUGGAUGGGCUCUUUCAAAUAUAUGAAAGGGCAGUAAAUGGUGAAGGCACCUUCAAGGUUUCUGCUGAAGAUUCAUUGCAUCUGGUUGAAGCUCUUAGCAUGAUUGUUACAGAACUAACUCCUGAAAAUGCUAAGAAGGCACUUGAGGCAAUAUGCUUACCUGCAGUUUCUCCUUUGCAGGAGAUAAUCAAUCAGGGUCCUGCUGUAUUGGGACAAAAAACACCUCGUGAGCUCACUGUUCACAUUGACCGACUUGCAAAUAUUUUUCGACAUGUAAAUCACCCGGAAGCUGUUGCAGAUGCAAUUCAAAAACUCUGGCCAAUUUUUAAAGCCAUCUUUGAUACUCGUGCUUGGGAUAUGCGAACAAUGGAGUCUCUUUGUCGGGCAUGUAAACAUGCUGUGCGGACGUCUAAGCAGCUCAUGGUAGUCACUAUUGGAGCUAUGCUUGAGGAAAUACAGGUGUUAUACAGACAGCAUCAUCAACCUUGUUUCCUUUAUCUCUCUAGUGAGGUUAUUAAGAUAUUUGGUUCAGAUCAAUCAUGCGCUGGCUACCUAAAAAAUCUUAUCGAGUCUCUUUUCAGUCAUACGACAUGUCUCCUUACGAAAAUCGAGGAGUUCACUUCUAGACCGGAUAUAGCAGAUGAUUGUUUUUUGUUGGCAUCAAGGUGUAUACGAUAUUGUCCUCACCUUUUGUUCCCAUCCCCUGUAUUUCCAUCAUUAGUGGAUUGUGCUAUGGUUGGUGUCACAGUACAGCACAGAGAGGCAUCCAAUUCAAUAUUGCAUUUCCUGUCCGAUACAUUUGAUUUUUCAAACUCUUAUCAAGGAGAGAACUUUGUAAGUAUUAGAGACGAUGUAAUUAUUCCCCGGGGGCCUAGUAUUGCCAGGGCCUUGGUUGCUUGUCUAACCGGAGCACUUCCUAUUUCACGGAUAGAAACGGUAUCUUAUGCAUUAUUUUCCUUGAGUCGUGCAUAUGGGACAAAAGCUCUUGAAUGGACAAAGGACUGUGUUUCUUUAAUCCCAUCGGCAGCUGUUACUGAGUUGGAAAAGGCUAAGUUCCUAGAAGUUCUAUCAGAGGCGGCAUCCGGAGCAAAUGUAAACAAUUUGGUAGUUCCAAUUGAAGAAAUUUCUGAGGUUUGCCGCCGAAAUCGAACUGUUCAGGAGAUUAUUCAAGGAGCUUUGAGACCACUUGAAAUCAAGACAGCAGUCAAUGUAUCGUCAUAGUUGUAGGUCCACAAUGUAAUGUACAAUUUUUUUUUGUUUUUUUUCCUGCAUCAGUAAGUAGUAGCUAGAGCAUCUUGCCGUGUUUAUUUAUUUUUAAGCUUAUGUUUGUUGUCCGGGGGAUUGGGUAUAGUUACAUCGAUUCACAUGGGAGCUUGUUGAGGCACGAGUUGAGGGAUGCAUUGUUGUAAUAUUUCUUCUCUUUUUUUUUUCAUGGGAAGUAAUCAGGAUUUGUAGCAAUUUAAAUUGCAUUUGCUCAACUCGAUUAUCAACUUUUGAGGGAAUUGAUUUAUACUAUUUCUAGUUUUUGAGAUGUAUUUUUAUGUACUCAAUAUUUUUGAAGACUUCAAGCCUGGCUGGGUUUCAGAGUUUGUGUGCUCCAACAUCCAAGAGGCUUCGUGUAAUCGUGUGGCAAAACCAAUGUAAAAAUUCUUGUUAUGACUAGGAUAUAAAAG
Cuscuta epithymum is the source of this 3615-nucleotide messenger RNA. Lineage: Eukaryota; Viridiplantae; Streptophyta; Magnoliopsida; Solanales; Convolvulaceae. The record is from the annotation of a GenBank genome assembly.